GAUAAUUCGGACAUAACCACUGGACGUAUUGUAAACACCUUCACUCAUAAAAGUUUCUAUAAAUAUGCGUGUUUGUGUGUGUUUGAAUUAUAAACGGUGCGUUGGCGCCGUGCCAGAACGCAUGCGCUAAAUAGCUUACGAGGAUCACUUCUCUCCCGCCCCGACACCGACGCGGAACUCUGCGAUGCUCAAAAGAUAGUACAAAAAAGUGAUAAAAGUGUUGUGAAAAUGUCCCCAAAGUGCCCAGUGCCUCCCCUUCAAGAAACUACACUGUCUUUAGUAGCAAGGCAACUCAUCCACGCCCUGUCCAGAGUCACCGCCGACGAAGAUGUGGCCAUGCUCUUCGCGAUGGUCUCGUCGUAUUACGAGCAAAUGGGGGCUACUAGUGACAUAUUUCAAGAUCUCAUGAACUUAAUACUAAACUCCGAAUACCUCGACCCCUCUAUAAGAUAUUACACAAUGAAGUUACUGCUUAGAGAGAAUGUGAAGACUCUUGCUACAGGCAUGUUCCCAUGCCCCUACUACAGGAAAGUCCUCGAGCUGAUUGUUGAACAAGGGCAUCAUCUAACAACUCUCAAUCUAAAAGGAGUAUGGGUUAAAGAAGACCAUCUGACUCUCAUGUAUCAUCUGAUCAAGAAUCUUACAAACCUAACAGUUCUCCAUAUCCCUUACAUCGCCAACGAUGAAGUACUAAAAUUCAUCGGCGAACAUAACAAACAGCUGAAACUCUUAGACGUGUCUGGUGAAACGGACAUCACAGAAAUCGGCAUAGACGCGAUGUUGUCUGGAAAUCCGGAGCUGACUCGAAGCUUAACUGUGGUCAACAUAGGAAUGUAUGGCGAAGAAAACAUCGAUCACACAGACGUGGCGUUGUUGAUACGACGGUUACCUAACCUUACAAAUCUUGGCAGUUACUCAUUCGUCGGGAAAUCUCUUUACUACAUCUACAAUAACGAUUGCCCGCCCGAUUUCAAAACAAAGUUACAGUACAUCCAUGAUGCUCAGACGAACAUGAGGACCAUGAAAGCGAUAGUAGCUUUAUGUCCAAAUCUAGAAACUAUUUACCUUGAAGAGCCCGAUUCAGGCGUGCUUGCGUUGAUCAAAGAGUUUAGAGACAUUAACAAAAUUAAGCUUAACAAAUUCCAGUGCCAUGAGCUGCAUCAGCUACUCGACAAAAUCGGCUAUAAGAUUGUUACACUAAUGUUAUCUGGUUCGCUGGGAUCAUUUAACUUUACUAGGAUAGCAGAAACGUGUAGGAACUUGGAAAGUUUGGAGUUCUAUCAAAUACAGACCGCGACGCACGAAGAAGAAGUUCCAUUUACGAAACUAGAGCAUAUAGAAAUAGUUCAAGGAAACUUAUCGUCUUCGUGUCUCAAAUAUUUAAUGUGUGGCAGCCCGAAGCUGAAGAAAAUCAUAAUAGCCGACGAAAUUAAGCUGGAUGACAACGAUAUGUCCCGAAUGCUCCGCCGCUACAAAUUCGACAACCUCGAAGGCAUUUGGUUCCCGAACGCACCUCGCCUAACACGGGACACCGUGGAACUACUCAUGGAGUGUUGUCCCAAACUGCAGAGCUUGGGACAGCUGAGCGGCUGGCGGUUCACGCCUGAUGACAUGAUGCUUAUGAGGGCCAUUAUAGCAAGUACUAAUAUCGAUCUAGUGCUAUCUCCGCUCGGUAUUUUCCAGCAAGGAAAUUAGAUAAUGGGGAAAGCUAAUCCUAGAUGGCGCUUUCGACGAUAGUACCUUCGUUAAUAUGGAAUUUGAUGGUUUGGUUGGUUAGCUUGAUGGUGUAGGUGGCGCUCUUGACGAUAUGGUACUUUUUGUAUGCAAUUUGACAAUAGACAAUCAAAUUGACAGUGGCCAUCUAAUAUGUAUGCUCAGUGCUCUGGUAUCAACCCAAUAGAAAUGACAAUGGGUCAGUUUAUAUACAAUUUUUAAAUAAUGAGACCUGUUUUAAGUGAGUGUAAAACAUAGGAACAUAGGAAGAGGCGCACCUAUACUUAACGCCGGUAUUGGCUAUCUGAACUCCAAUGGUUUUGCCAAGCUAUGUUAUUGAAAAGGUUUUAAUUAUUACAGAAUUAACAUACGAAAUUCGAGGAAAACUUUCUUAUUUACCAUCGCAUGCGCUGCGACUGAUUUUUUGACUGGUGCCAGGGGGCCUAGCCAAAAUGACAAUAUAGUCUAUAGAAAACUCCAAUCGAAACUAAGAGUAUGUAUGGGAAUAGUCACGUGACUUUUCGUAGCUAUUACCUUCUGUCAUACAUAUUUUACUACAUUUUUACUUUUCGAUGUACGUUUGUUAUCUUGGCUAGGCCCCCUAACGCGUGUCUAUUCGAACAUAGCCAAUAUAAUAGUUUGCAAUGUCACUCUUAUGAAAAAGGCAACUGAGAAAACUUACUGUCAUAUUUGAUAUCUAUUGAUUUUAUUAAUGUGCUAAAGAAAGAUUUUCUGCUGCAAAUUUUAUAUUCAUUUAUUCGAUACUUAACAAUUGUGGGAAUCACAAAACCUUAAAUCUAUUGAUACUUUUUUGAUUGCGAAAACUAGGAAAUUCGCAACGAGUGGCGAUAAAUAACAACCGAAGGGAGUGUUUUAAAUCGACACGAGUUGCGAGUUG
Messenger RNA from Cydia strobilella, 2611 nucleotides. RefSeq lists its product as uncharacterized. The record is from RefSeq and is a predicted model, not a curated record. Gene Ontology annotation, cellular component: SCF ubiquitin ligase complex. The coding region runs from base 229 to 1695 and encodes 488 amino acids. Gene Ontology annotation, biological process: SCF-dependent proteasomal ubiquitin-dependent protein catabolic process. The transcript has 2 exons. Lineage: Eukaryota; Metazoa; Arthropoda; Insecta; Lepidoptera; Tortricidae.